GAGUUUUGUCAGUGGAUGAACAAUGACAACGGAUUUACCUUUGAGACCCAGAUACCGUUAACUGUGGCCCUGGAAAUCAAGGACCCCAACCCCACUGUGUACCAGCUGAGAAGCCCCCAAUCCAGCGACACUUCUGUCUGCCUAUUCACCGAUUUUGACUCAAAUCAAGUCAACAUGAAACAAAUCAUGGGGUCCGAGGGGAGCACGGUGCACAAAACAAACAGCACCGUGCUCAACAUGGAGAUCCUGGGAUCCAAGAGCAACGGGAUAGUGACUUGGGGAAACACCAGUGAUGCUGGAUGCGCAGAAACCUUCAACGAGACCAUUCACUUCGCCCCCAGCUCCGAGAUCCCCUGUAAUGCCAAGCUGGUAGAGAAAAGCUUUGAAACAGAUAUAAACCUAAACUCCCAAAACCUGUCAGUGAUAGCGUUCCGCAUCCUCCUCCUGAAGGUGGUCGGGUUUAACCUGCUCAUGACGCUGCGGCUCUGGUCCAGUUGAGGUCACCAACAACCUGAGAGCCUCGUGCUCCCUCGCCCCUUGCUCCUCGUCGCCCUUCCUCUCCCUCUUCAAGCAGAGAGGCGCACUCUCUGCCCCCAUGGAUGAGAAGGCUCCCUCCUCCUCUCUGGCCUGGCUGGCCAUACCACCAACUGGAUCCUCCAGAUACUGGUGAUCAAGAUGCUGACAAGCUGCCCAGCACGGCUGCCACCCACUCCCUUCCUCACUGCUGCUUGUCACUGCCUGGCAUUCUUGGCAAAGUCGGGGGGCUGCUGCAGCCUCUCCUGGCUGUGGGGACACUCCCUCCCCACCCCCACCCCCCAGAGACUGUCUCUGAUGUCCCACUGGAUGGUGGAUCCCCAGUGGGUUCUCUUGGGCUCUAGCUCCUGGAGAAUGUUGUGUGUUGUUUAUAUUUUUUUACAUAGUGUUCAUAAAAAAAUAUAUAUCACCCUUUUUCCCAACAUGUGGGGAAAAAUUAUCUUUUCACGAUCUAGGCCCUGCUCUGCUGUGUAUCCGAGCCACAUUGUAUAUUCUGCUGCCACGGCUUCAAUAAAAGCGAUUUGGAAGAGA
Messenger RNA from Bubalus bubalis (water buffalo), 1065 nucleotides. Its product is annotated as T cell receptor alpha chain constant. The transcript is spliced from 5 exons. The coding region runs from base 16 to 498 and encodes 160 amino acids. The record is from RefSeq and is a predicted model, not a curated record. Lineage: Eukaryota; Metazoa; Chordata; Mammalia; Artiodactyla; Bovidae.